Talpa occidentalis (Iberian mole) is the source of this 667-nucleotide messenger RNA. RefSeq names its product brain expressed X-linked 1 (gene BEX1). The record is from RefSeq and is a predicted model, not a curated record. Gene Ontology annotation, biological process: signal transduction. Gene Ontology annotation, cellular component: cytoplasm; nucleus. NCBI's taxonomy places the organism in Eukaryota, Metazoa, Chordata, Mammalia, Eulipotyphla, Talpidae. Gene Ontology annotation, molecular function: signaling receptor binding. The transcript has 2 exons. Bases 38 to 424 code for a protein of 128 amino acids.
GCGAGGAGGAGGAGACAGCAAGGAUAGGCCCAGGAUAAUGGAGUCCAAAGAGGAACAAGUGGCAAAAGAUCUCAACAUGGAAAAUGCCAACGCGGGGCAUGAGAAAAAGGAGGAAAAGGAGCACGACGCUAAUAAAGGAGAGCCCUUGGCCCUCCCUUGGGAAGCUGGUGAAUAUUCUUUGCCUAGAGGAAGCCGUAGGCGGUCCCGCAUCCGGCAGCCCAUCCAGCAGUAUAGAUGGGAAGUGAUUGAGAAGCUUGGAGAGCCACAGGCGAGGGUGAGAGAGGAGAAUAUGGAAAGGAUUGGGGAGGAGGUGAGGCAGCUGAUGGAAAAGCUGAGGGAAAAGCAGUCCAGUCAUAGUCUGCGCGCAGUUAGCACUGACCCCCCUCGCCAAGACCAUCAUGAUGAGUUUUGCCUUAUGCCUUGAAUCCUGUUGUUUCCCCUGAAGCUAAUAGGGAGACACGCCUGCUUCCUAAACUUACAUGUUUGUGAUGUACCUUUGUUGUAAACCUUUUGAUGUCAUUAAUUUCUGGUGGGUCUCUUACUACCAACUUAGAGUUGAAUGUUGUGUUUUUCACCCAGUCUGUAAGAUUUUGUUAGCAGAGGAAUUUUACCUAUUGCAUGGGAAAAAGCUCAUUAUAUAUUGUGAAGUUAAUAAAGCAGUUUAAAA